This is a messenger RNA of Cyanidioschyzon merolae strain 10D, 4575 nucleotides long. RefSeq names its product large fused protein of putative glutamine amidotransferase and glutamate carboxypeptidase. The coding region runs from base 1 to 4575 and encodes 1524 amino acids. NCBI's taxonomy places the organism in Eukaryota, Rhodophyta, Bangiophyceae, Cyanidiales, Cyanidiaceae. Gene Ontology annotation, biological process: proteolysis; glutathione catabolic process. The record is from RefSeq and is a predicted model, not a curated record. The transcript has a single exon. Gene Ontology annotation, molecular function: protein binding; peptidase activity.
AUGUGUCGCAUGGUUGCGUACUUUGGGCCGGCAAUUUUAGCAGCGGACGUUGUGACGAGGCCGUCGCGCUCGAUCAUUCGCCAAUCGUACGAUGCACGGGAGCGUCUUUGUUCCGCAGGCGAGUAUGUGCCUGCCUCGCUAAACGGAGACGGCUAUGGUAUUGGUUGGUAUAGCGACGACGGCGUACCUUGCGUCUACAAGUCCAUCAGACCCGCUUGGAACGACGCAAACCUGCACCACCUUGCGGAAAAAGGUAUCCGUUCGCACUUGCUGUUCGCGCACGUUCGCGCUGCCACGGCGGGAACUUCCGUUACCGAGGAAUCCUGCCAUCCCUUCGCCUAUGGACGCUAUUUAUUCCAGCACAAUGGAACUAUUGCAGGCUGGCAUGACGGUCGAGUGCGUCGUGCGCUUCUCAAUCAGCUGAAUGAUGAACUGUACGGUUACGCUGUUCGAAACGGUGCAAGCGAUAGCAUCGUGGCCUUCGCGCUCUUCCUGAACCAGAUGGAUCGCGGCACAUCUGAGCGCUAUAGCGCUGCAGAGCUGCAGGAAAUGCUGCUUCACACCAUUGCACUGAUUGUAGAGACCACGACGACGUGCCUGUUGGGGACAAACUCUCCGUGUUCGGAUAGAACGCCCGCAAAUCGGAAAAGCAUGCCACGUGAUGACGUGUUUCUUUUGAAUUUCCUGGUAACGGACGGUGAGACGCUACUGGCAACCAAGUAUGUACGUGGACUCCGGGACCUGGAUGCUCCGGCAGCUAGUCUGUAUUUCGGAGCAGCGUCGUCGUACGGGCCAGUCACGCAUCACGUUGGAACCGGUGCCGAAGACUAUGCCUUCUCGUAUCGAGCAGCAACCUGGGCGGGGGUCGUUGUUGUAGCCAGUGAGCCGCUGACGUCGAACCCGUGCGACUGGGUCCCGCUCCCUCGCAACUCGAUACUGGUGGCUACCGCAGAUCGACAUUUGCUUGUGGAAAAGAUGCCCGAUCUACUGAUGGGCCGCGAAUCACCGCGAGCGGGUUCGCGUUUGUCGCCCAAGUUGCUGCCCCAGUCUAGUGCGCUUGUGCAAGCGUUGCACGCUUUCGCAGGAUCCACAGCGACGCGUUCCAUUGCUGAUCGCGGGGAUCCGUUGCCGCCUAUGAGGAGCGCAACUGCUGCGGCUCACGUCAGCUGGAGCCGACAACAGCAACACCAGGAGCAAGAGCGGCGCAAGAAACCUCUCUUACGGAGCAGUCAACAGGAACUAAGUAGCGCUGGAAGUGGCGCAAUAUCCACCGAUUUGAUUGAAAUCGAUGAAUCAGAUCGCUUGUUCACGAUCCGUAGCAGCCGAGUGCUUUGCAUGACGACAGUGCCUGUGCAGGAGGAUGCACUGCCACAAAUAGCGCAGGAGCUGGAAACGAUGCCAUUAUCUGCAGCGACGGCAACGAGUAAUCGGUCUGGAUGCACCGGGUCGCAACGUCAAGCCCUGCUCGUAUGCGGUACUGGUGAUGGUCAUAUGUAUGCACUGCACCAGAUAUCGGGUCUGCUGGCGUCGGAUAGUUUCGUCUCUGCGGAUGGACGUGAUAUUCUGGGGAUCGCUCGCUGGCAAUGCAACAACCUCGCUGCGUACUUUGAGCAGAAGGGCAUGCAACCGUCGGCAACGUUCACGGUCUGUGCGGCAGCAGAUAACACCGUUCGCAUGCAUCGUUGGACUGUGGACGGUAUAGAGGAGAUUGCGAACUUUUUCUGCGGUACUGCAACGGGACACCCACUCUGUCUGGUCACCGAUCAAAGUGCCGUGUAUCUUGGGUUUCAAGACUGUUCGGUUCGUCGCCUCGAUAUGCAGGGACUCCUCGGCACGGUGAAAGUGGAACCAGAGGCUCGUCCGGAGGGAGCGGCUCACGUGCCUGUACUAUCCGAACAGGCGCUUUUUCGCCGUCUGGGUCAGCGCGGAGAGCAUAGCGACUUGGCACGCGCAAGUCAGCACUGUGGACCUGUUUACUGUUUGGCGCUUCACUCGAAAACUCGCCGACUCUUUUCUGGUUCCGGUGAUGGAACCAUUGCGGUCUGGAAUACUGAAAGUGAAGAGCACGAAGCAACCCUGCGUGGCCAUUGCGGCGCGGUACUUGCACUGAAACUCGACGAAAAUGUGGAUAUCCUCUUCUCUGGGGCCAGGGAUCGACGGAUUCGUGUUUGGGAUGUCGCUCGGAGUGCGAAUUAUGUCUGCCGACGAAUUCUUCUCAGUUGGGACUAUCACUGCGAUGAUAUCUGUGCCCUAGAACUGUCCGAGUCAUUCCUGUUUUCUGCAUCCACCGACGGCGUCGUGGUGCUGUGGAGUCGCCCGGACCUCGCGGCGUUGGCACUGUUGCGUCUGCCGUCCGGAACGCUGUUGACGUCGCUGUGCGUCACACCGGACGCCUCAGCGAUGCGUCCUGCAGCUACUUCGGAUGCUAUGAGCACGUCCGGUAUGCUGUUUGCGGCGACCAGCGACGGCAGUGUCUACGGUUGGCAUCUAGGCGCUUCGGGGUCAUUGUACGGACGCAUUUACGGGACGGAUGCCGCUGACCUGGAAGGUACAUCGCGGGUGCCUACGAAAACGCUGCCCACAACAGCGGCAUCAUCUUGCGCUGGCUCUCUCGAAGCCGCAACACCGAAUUCCAUGCUGUUUUCGCUCAGCUCGCCACGUAUUCGACUUGGAGAUCCCGAAUGGUCGAGUGUUGCGGCAUUUGAGAGAGCCCUACGGACAGCGAUUCGUUUUCGAUCCAUCGCUGUGGAUACGAAGCAGUCCAACUUCCGUGAAGAGUCUUUUCAUUGUGCGCGCUGGUUCUCGCGUCUUCUGGAGAACCUCGGAGCCGACCUGCGCAUCGCACAACCAGUGGAUGGAAAGAAUCCCGUCAUACUCGCUCGUUUUGUCGAUAUCAUUGGAUGCAAGGGGCACGCGUGUCGCCCCGGGCCUCCCGCUUUCCCGUCGUCGCUGGCUCGAGCGCGUGUCCAGCAUCGCCAUACCGUAGACGCAGCGCAUGACGGUGAGCGUGAACAUCAGGCACAGCAAGUGCGACGGCAGCAUUUCCGUCAAACCGUUGUAUUCUACGGGCACUACGAUGUCGUUCCCGCCCACCGGGAAGACGGCUGGUCUCACGAUCCCUUUGAUCUGCAGGUUUCGAAUGGCUACUUUUAUGGCAGGGGAUGCACAGACAACAAGGGCCCGAUCCUUGCGAUGAUCUUCGCGAUUGUUGAUUUGCUCCAGGAGCAGCAACAGUGGCGGCAUCAGCAGCGAAACAUUCCAGCUGAUCACGAGUUGGCGCCUCGCACAGCAGCAAACACGCUGACGAGUUCGACGAGGACUGUUCCGCCGCCUGCGGAGAGCGUGCAUGCGGCAGUCUCGGCAGGUGCCUGCGACAACAUCCAUGGAGCAUGUGACGAUUUCGAACGCUCAACGAACGUGGUCCUCUUACUCGACGGUGAAGGCGAGGCCUCUAGUGCCGGCUUCCGUGAGACCAUCGCUCUGUUUAGAGACUGGAUCGUGGGCAAGGAUCUCGAUCAGCGGCAAGCGGGCCAGCAGCUCGUUCCGAAUGGCGACCCGCGUCCCGCACCGAACGAGCCUGUUCCCCAGGUGGUUUGCGUCCUGCACGCGAACAGUCUCUGGGUUGAUGAUGUGCGUCCCUGUAUCACGUACGGAAUGCGGGGCCAGAUCCUGCUCUCUGUGGAAAUAACCGGUCCUUCGGGGAACUUGCAUUCCGGCUUCGAUGGUGGUGCUGUUCUGGAGCCAGCCGCUGACCUGUUGGCGAUUCUGGCUACACUGAGCGAUGCCGGAGGCACCGCGCGUGUACCCGGCUUCUACGAUGAUGUGCGAGAGCUCACGCCCAGCGAGCGCUCCUGGUUGUCCGCAGUCCAUUUCGAUCGGCAAGCUUACCUCCAGCACUUGGGUGUUUCCCGUCUCGCAGCGGAUAACGACUUGGAUUUGCUGCAGAAACGCUGGUGUCAGCCGUGUCUCUCGAUCACAGAGCUGUCAACGAGCGCGAACGCAGUUGCAAAUGGAGCUGCUUCGGCUGCGAGAAGCAGCACUGGUCGACUGGGUGCGAUCUCUGCGCUCAUACCGCAGCGCGCGCAGGCAACGGUGGCGAUUCGGACGGUCCCGAAUCAGAGCCCGGAAAAGCUCCGAGCUGCAGUGGAGCAGCAUCUGCACUUCGAGUUUGCGAAAAGACGCUCUCCGAACCAGCUGCGGAUCACAUGCACCAAACAGGGUGACUGGUGGCUCGGCGAUAUUCACGGGGAACGGUACCCGUCGUCGUCGUCGUCGUCGUCGAGGCAAGUCGAACAGCGUACCGGCUGUGAACAGCGCGCGCGACAGCGAGUCUUCGCCGUCUCUGAACGUGCCAUCGAGCGCGUCUGGGGCGUGCAGCCGCUCUAUGUUCGAGAGGGCGGCAGCAUGCCGCUAACAGCGUGGCUAGAGCAGACACUAGAGGCGCCUGCGAUCCACUUGCCUCUGGGGCAGUCCAGUGAUGCACCGCACCUGCCGAACGAGCGCAUCCGGGUGUUGAACUUGUUCCACGGUCGCAUGAUUCUCGGUGAUAUUGUUCGUUCGCUGGCGGUGCAAUGA